UUCGCCGUUGCAAAUUGUACUGGAAGGAGCGCAGCUUAUUACGCACAGCAGUAUUUCGGUAACUUGCAUCUUCAGCUGUUUAUUUAUCCAACAUCAUGGCGAAUAAGUCAGGGAAAGCUAAAUCUAAGACUAGAUAUACGAAUGUAGAAACAAUUUUAGAGGAAAUUGAUCAUGAAAGUGAGACAGAUCUGCUUUUUGAAGAGGACUCCAUUAGCGCCCAUAGCUACGAUUCUGAAACUGAGGCAUAUUUUUUGAAUGGAGAGGACAUUGUUUUGGACUGUGGCACUGACUCCGACUGGGAGCCCCCAUUGCCAACUUGUCCAUCCCCCUCUGAAGCUGGUUCAUCCAGCUGUACCCCUGCUGUCUCUGGCUCCACACCUCCCGGGCCAUCUAGAGGUGUGAAGGCACUGACAAAGAAGAGGAAGAGGGGAAAUGUGCCACCCGCUAACAGAGGGACAGAAGGGCGUUGGCACACUGUCCUAGAAGAUGAUGUGGAGCCACCCCAACCAACUUUUAGGCCGAAAAGGAAGCCAGGACCUCAGGUGAACUCGACCGCAACUUACAGCCCCCUUCAGCUUUUUCAGCUGUUCUUCACACAAUCUGUUGUAGAUUCGCUCGUGUCUAACACGAAUAAGUAUGGGGAGAAGAAGCAAGCAGGCAAAAAGGUAGCAUGGAAGCCCAUAACCAUCUCAGACUUUUUCUGCUACCUUUCACUGGUCAUCUACAUGGGGCUGGUGAAGUUGAAAAGCCUGAAGGACUACUGGAAAACGUCAUCUCUCUACCAACUGCCUUUCCCCAUGACUGUUAUGUCCUGCAAAAGGUUUCUGGUUCUCUCACAGUGACCCAAAGGCUGAUGAAGAGAAUGAGAAGAAGAGAGGCACAGCAACGUUUGAUAGACUGUGCAAAAUCAAACCUCUCUACCACAGCAUUGUUGAGGCCUGCAAGACGUACUUUCAGCCAGCCCAGAACGUGUCAAUCGAUGAGAGGAUGGUAGCCUCAAAGGCCAGAAUUGGCCUCAAACAAUACAUGAGAAACAAACCAACCAAGUGGGGUUACAAGCGGUUUGUGUUGGCUGAUUCUGUGUGUGCCUACACAUGCAAUUUUUUUGUCUAUGAGGGGAAGAACAGUUUUGCUACCGGUAAGGGACUUAGCUAUGACUCUGUAAUGGAGUUAUUGGAUUUUCAACUGCUAGGGAAGGGCUACAAACUGUUUGUGGAUAACUUCUACACAAGCCCUACCCUGUUUGCAGACCUUAGGAAGCGGGAAGCGUGGGCUUGUGGCACCAUUCGUACCAACAUGGUGGGCUUUCUGAAGACGAAGGUGAACGACAUGCCUAAGCGGGCUGAGCGGGGGACCAUGCGAUGGAUCCGUGAAGAUGGCCUGCUUUUUGUAAAGUGGAUGGAUACUAGAGAGGUGGUGAUGUGCACAACAAUCCACAAGUACUUCAAUGUGGAUCAUGUUGUCAGACGUGUGAAGGACGGUGCCGGGGCAUGGACCACCAAAAAUGUCCCCAUUCCAACUGCAGUAAAGGACUACAACAAGAGCAUGGGAGGUGUGGACCUAUCAGAUGCGCUGAUAGGCUAUUACAAUGUUCUCCAUAAGACAAUGAAAUGGUACAAGACCUUCUUCUAUCAUUUCAUCGACAUUGCUGUGGUGAAUGCAUUCAUCCUACACAAGGAAAUGGCGAAGAGCUGUGGAAAGCCCUUCCUCUCACAGAAAGCCUUCAGAGAGCAGCUCAUCAAGGAGCUUGCUGGCUACAGCACCACUGCACCACGCCCUGUCCCUUCUGCUCCUGCCACAAGUGUUCAUCUGCCCAAAUAUAUUUGUGCAGGCAAGGAUGUGCCUAAGGGCCAAAAGGGCACAGCAUGGAGGCGUUGCUGUGUUGUUUGCAAGAUGAAGUCCCCCAUCACAUGCACCACAUGCUCGGUGACCCUCUGCUUUACAUCAGAAAGAGACUGCUAUGGCAUCUGGCAUCAGCAGCAGAAUAUUGUGUAGAGCUUUGGCAAAGUGGGUGGGGUUAUAUCCUUCCUGUUUGGCCCUAUCCGGGGGUCUCAUCGGAUGGGGCCACAGUGUCUCCUGACCCCUCCUG
This is a messenger RNA of Salvelinus namaycush (lake trout), 2089 nucleotides long. RefSeq names its product piggyBac transposable element-derived protein 4-like. NCBI's taxonomy places the organism in Eukaryota, Metazoa, Chordata, Actinopteri, Salmoniformes, Salmonidae. The transcript is spliced from 2 exons. The record is from RefSeq and is a predicted model, not a curated record. Bases 988 to 1995 code for a protein of 335 amino acids.